This is a messenger RNA of Rattus norvegicus (Norway rat), 6327 nucleotides long. RefSeq names its product zinc finger protein 263 (gene Zfp263). Gene Ontology annotation, biological process: regulation of DNA-templated transcription. NCBI's taxonomy places the organism in Eukaryota, Metazoa, Chordata, Mammalia, Rodentia, Muridae. The record is from RefSeq and is a predicted model, not a curated record. Gene Ontology annotation, cellular component: nucleus.
UACCCUGGGUAUGAUCGCUCUACUAGAAUUUCACUACAAGUUCUGUUCUCAGUUGUACUUAAGUGUAAUGUAAAGCAUCUCUUUACAUGUUUCAGGUAAAGAAUUGAAAAGAAAAAAAAGACAAAACUAUGCAUCCGAGACAUGGGCGUGAGCAUCUCGAAAGAAAUGAACAGGGUUUUGGUAACAGCCAUACAGAGAAUUUAAAGACUAAGCAAAACUUUACAAAGAAGUAUAGAAUGCAUGGUGCUGUAUUUAUUCCUGGACAGGGUCUUAUAUAGCUCAGGCCAAGCUUCUGACCCUCCUGUUCUGGUUCUCUGGAUGUUAGGAUGAGUUACAGGCAUGUGACCAUGGCCAGCUUCUGUAAAUACUUUUAUUAGCUGUGUUGAAUUUUCUGACUCCCAGCCAGAUCCUGGUGUGAGAACUUCUCCCCUUCUUAUGGCCCCUCAAUUUUCCUUCUUUUGGUCCUGAUCCAAGCUCAUAAUGUACGCAGAGCACUGCUCUAUGACUUUUACGUUGGUUCCCCACCACCCAGGCUCAGAAGUGAUAAAAUAUUACUCUAGACCAGGAGAGAAAUCUUUGUGAGAUGAGAUAAACUGUCUGAGAUCACAAAAUGCAUGGUUUUGGGGUUAGUCUAUAGUCCCUGGAGACAGGAAUGUCUAAAAUACAUGAAGAUGAUCAUAGGGGAUGCUGGGCCUCACAAACUUUUCUUUUUUAACAGGAUUUAUUUUUGUAUACAUGAGUGUUUUUGCUAAACUAGAAUUGAGGCAGCGCAGAAAUAAAUGAGGAGACUGACCGCUACCAAAGCAGAAUUGUCCUUUAAUCAGAACAGCUGAUGGCCAGAGCUUCUCCUCACUACAGGAGACUGCUCCAUAGCCUUGGGGGUUGGGGGUUUGCAGAUUCCAUUUGCAGGUCAGUUUACCUGCAGUCUGAAAGGUGACUCCAAAAGGAGGAUCAUAUGAGAAGCUUCCAGGAUCCUAACAAUCAAGUCAACUUCCCUGAGUGUCUCAGUCCACCAGGUCAUUAACCAUUAAAUUUGACCUGCAUCUGCACUUAUAUACCUAUCGAUCACGGAUGCCUUGGGGGGCCAGUAGAGGGUGCUAGAUCCCCUGGAACUGAGGGUUGUGUGAGCCACCUUCUGUUGCUGGGAACAGAAUCCAGGUCCCUGGAAGGUCAGCUACUGCUCUUAACUGCUGGGUCAUCUCUCCAGCCCAACCUCACAAGCCUUCAGAUUUUUCUGAAUGAACCUAUACCAGCCCACCUGCUACCUAGUGUCUGGAUAGAAAGGCAUUUGCCAUGGCAGCCUGCAGGCCUUUGUACCUGUGAUGAAACCACAUGCAGUCAUCAAAAGCAGACCGUAUUUCCACAGCCUAAGCUUCUGUGAUAGGUUAGCUGUAUGACCUGAGGCAAGUGACUUAACUGACACUGUUGGGAAUACGCAAAAGAAACUUAUUCUAAAUACUACCAUUUCCUUUUUAGACUCCAUUUAAUCAUAGGACCUAAAUUCAAGGUCCCAGGCCCUAGGAGAGCUGAGGACCUCUCAAUAAACAGCUCCUAUUAUAAGGAAACAGUUAUCUGAGUCCAGACACCUCAGGGACAACUUCUCCAUCUUACUGGCAGGGUCAAACUAAGUUCAUGUUCCCAGGACCUAACCUGAUUGACGGAAACUCCCUUUCUCAACCCCUUAUGACAGAAAACGACUGAACAGUGGUACAGCCCACCCCACUCAUCCUUUAAAUAUGCUGCACAACAUCCUCUCAAGGUCGGAGUUCAGCUCCUGAGUCUGUUCUGCAGCCCUGAUUGAUCAGCAGCAGUGAUUACAAAACACCUGUCAUCCGCAUUGACUUGGUAUGAGUUGUUGGGUUUAAGCAGACACCACGACACUCAAGGCCGUAAUCACAGAACUUUACAAUCUACUCCACGCCAUACUGUGAAAGUUCUACUUCAUGUACAUAGACUGAAGCUCUGAAGGGAAAGACAUACUGGCAAUCGGAAGCCAAAAGUCACACCGCACAAUGAGCCUCUCAUACAAGAGACUAAUUGGGAAAGAAAAAAAUCCAGAAGGGUGUCUGUUUCCGCUCAGGAAAGAAGAAAGCAAGGAACUGAGUGGUAGGUAGGGCUUGUAUAGGAUUUUUAGUCUCUCCCAACCCCCACCCGACCCCAGCUUUCCAUGGUGGGGAUUGGUGAAAUUUCAAAUCCUCAGCUUGAGGGAGCUCAAAGAUUGGUGGGGUUUGCUCAGGGCUUGGUGGGUUUCUAUAUGGAGCUCGAGGAUUGGUGGGAUAUGAGUGUGUGUGUGUGUGUGUGUGUGUGUGUGUGUGUGUGUGUCUUGUAGGGUGGGGCCUGGCUACUCUUCCUCCUCAGACCUGGGAUGAGAGUUACAGCGGUUAGAAAACGACUGUUAGGUUUAGGGACCAUUAAGGAAGUCUGGGGCGGGACCUAGCUGCUGGAGCUCCGGGUUGCUGUGGUGGUGGUAUGUUCACUUUCCUGCCUUGAGGUCUUACAAAGUAAACAGAGUUCACAAAGGGAGACCUGGGCAAAGAAGGCUUUUCCUGCCUCUCGAGUUGCAGUGAAUAGCCAACAAUGUAAGUACGUGUCCAAUAAGCGAUUACUGGUUUUCGUGACAAACUUCCUAGAAUCUGAAGACUUCACGACCUAUCUGUGACAGCUCCAGUCUCAGACCCCGGCAAUUCUCUCUUCCAAAAAUAAGGAAGUCCUUGGUGUUUCCUUCCCUUCUGACCUCAGGAUGAUCGUCAUAGCCGAUAUGCUCUCCAGAACUAAGCCUUAGACCUGCACUGGGAGAAUGGCGAAAGCAACUCAUACCAGAAGAAGCAUUCUUCUGGGUAGACCAGUUGCCUAAAGUUGAAGGACUAGGGACCACUGCUCACAGGGAGGCAAAAGCAGCCCGCUUAGACCUGCUCGAUCCACAGUGUAGGUGCAGUAACAAGGGCGCGCCAUGGACUACAUUUCCCAGCAGUCCCCACGCACCUCGAGCCCUGGAAGCACAGUCCACCGGUCUGUUUCCGGCUGUAGGUUUCCGGGACGUUGGGCUCGGCCUUCGGAAAGGUUUUCUUUGUUACGCUUCUGGGCCCCAGCAUGACACUCUAACGCCGCUGGAUUCUUGUUCAAGCGUGGCUGGGGAAUUUACCUUUUUGCAAACUUUACUACAAAAAUCUGUCCGGGCCACAUCCGCCAAGAGAUUCCCACCGCUACCGCUUCCCACCUGGAGGCCCCACCCACUGCUUAGCCUUAGCCCCGCCUUUUACCGCGAGCGGACUGUUCUCCUCCUCCCGCUCUUUUAUGCAAAGAGCAAAAAAGGUGGACCGUGAGUACGUGGCUAGACCCGACCCAAUGGAAGACAGCGCAAACGAAACGUGAACCGGAAGUCCGUCCUGACUAGCAGCCGUUGGCUUAUGACGCCUAACUCGCGCGCUGAGACUUGCGCCGCGGGCCUGAGACAUAAGUUCUGUGUGGGCCUGGGAAGCCGGUCAGGUGGCGACGCUGCAGGCCUAUUAUUGCCAAGAUCUGGACCUGGGUUCUUCUAGCGGGAUUAGGAGCCCGGGGUCUCUCGGCUACAGCAGCGGUGGCCUGCUGUUGUACAGAACCUAGGGCGUCUUUCAAGGCGGACGUAGCUGGUUUCAAGACCUAGGCACUCUGGGGACAUGAGUAUGGCUGCGGGUCCGAGCUCCCAGGAGCCAGAAGGGCUCCUGAUAGUGAAAUUGGAAGAGGACUGUACCUGGAGCCAGGAGGUACCCCCGCCUGAACCAGAGCCCAGCCCCGAGGCCUCCCAUCUGCGUUUUCGACGGUUCCGCUUUCAAGACGCCUCUGGUCCCCGAGAGGCCCUUAACCAGCUUCAGGAGCUUUGCCGUGGGUGGCUACGGCCGGAGAUGCGCACCAAGGAGCAGAUACUGGAGCUAUUGGUGCUGGAGCAGUUCUUGACUAUCCUUCCCCAAGAGAUUCAGAGCAGGGUGCAGGAGCUGCGCCCAGAGAGCGGCGAAGAAGCAGUAACCCUUGUGGAGCGUAUGCAGAAAGAACUUGGGAAACUGAGGCAACAGUUGCCCGAGAGCCUCGAGGACAUGGCAAUGUAUAUCUCUCAGGAGUGGGACCAUCAGGACCAUAGUAAGAGAGCUCCCUCAAGGGAUAUGGUGCAAGAUAGUUAUGAGAACGUGGGGACACUAGAGUCCUGCAUUCCCAGUCAGGAGGUCUCGAGCACCCAAGUGGAACAAGGAGGGAAGCCAUGGGAUCCAAGUGUCCAGACUUGCAAGGAAGGCAUGAACCCCAGAAACCCAGUUCUAGGAGUGGAAAAGUUUGAGAACCAGGAAAGGAGCGUUGAGUCUGUCUCUCCUGAAAGUACCCAUCCUCCAGUGCUGCUCCCUGGCCAGGCUAGAAGGGAGGUGCCCUGGAGUCCUGAGCAGGGAAGACUUGAUGACAGAGAAGGACAUUGGGAAUGUCCACCAGAGGACAAAAUAGAGGAGUCCUUAAUGGGAACCCCAAGUUGUAGAGGACUGGUACAAGCAAAAGAACAGCCCAAGAAACUCCAUUUGUGUGCCUUGUGUGGCAAGAACUUUUCUAAUAACUCAAACCUAAUUAGGCACCAGAGAAUACACGCAGCAGAAAAGCUGUGUAUGGAUGUAGAGUGUGGUGAAGUCUUUGGUGGACACCCACAUUUUCUGUCACUGCACAGAACACAUGUAGGAGAGGAAGCUCAUAAGUGCCUUGAAUGUGGAAAGUGCUUCAGUCAGAAUACCCACCUCACCCGCCAUCAGCGUACCCACACGGGGGAAAAGCCUUUCCAGUGCAAUGUCUGUGGAAAAAGCUUCUCUUGCAACUCCAACCUCAACAGACACCAGAGGACACACACUGGGGAGAAGCCCUACAAGUGCCCUGAGUGUGGGGAGAUCUUUGCUCACAGCUCUAACCUGCUUCGGCACCAGAGGAUCCACACUGGAGAGAGGCCCUAUCGCUGUAGUGAAUGUGGCAAAAGUUUCUCUCGGAGUUCACAUCUUGUUAUUCAUGAAAGAACCCAUGAGAAAGAGAGACUUGAUCCUUUGCCUGAGUGUGGGCAAGGCAUAAAUGACAGUGCCCCCUUUCUUACAAACCACAGAGUGGAGAAGAAACUCUUUGAAUGUUCCACUUGUGGGAAAAGUUUCCGGCAGGGCAUGCACCUUACCAGACAUCAGAGAACACACACAGGAGAAAAACCAUAUAAGUGUAUCCUUUGUGGGGAAAACUUCUCUCACAGAUCUAACUUAAUCAGGCACCAGAGAAUUCACACAGGAGAAAAACCUUAUACUUGUCACGAGUGUGGAGACAGUUUUUCUCACAGUUCCAACCGGAUUCGUCACCUGAGAACCCAUACAGGAGAAAGACCAUAUAAAUGUUCUGAAUGUGGAGAAAGCUUCUCUCGGAGCUCACGCCUCACAAGUCAUCAAAGAACGCACACUGGUUAGAAAUGGUGGGAUUUCGUUUUGCCUCAGUUGUAGCAGAAAGCUGACUUUCCAGAGCUGAUAUUUUCUGCCUCCUUUGGUGUAUUUUGCUGGUAAUUAAUAUAAAGAGAAAAUGGGACUUUUUUAAGGGAGGUACAGAGGUGAAGAACUAGCUUAAAACUAAAAAGUUCAGUCUUCAGAAGUAAGAAAGAAUUUAAGGACUUUGAGAUAGCCUGCUCGGGGAUGGUUUUCUAUGAAGUUCAUCCUAUUUUCAGAUAUAUCUACCUUUAUUGUUUUUCCCAAGUAUGGUUUGGGUACAGUACUGAGUCUAGUAUCUAUCCCAUCAAUUUUGGGGCUACCUAUGGCUUCAACUCCUUAUUUGUGACAUUAAGCAGGAGAACUUGGCCUCCUGAGGCCCUUAAGACCAAAGAAGGGCUAGGUCCUGUGAGGCCAGUUUAAGGUCAACAAGACCCAGUUUUAAGUUGCAGGGGGUUUUUUUGUUUUGCUUUGUGUUUUUUUUUUGUUUUUGUUUUGUUUUAUUUUAAGGCCCUGGCUGGGAAGUCCUGGGCAGUCCAAUUCUGCCAUUGCAACACCCCUCUGAGUAGUUUGGUUGGAGUGUUCAUUGGCAUAAAAAGUGAACUAGAGAGAUGGGAAGUCAUAAUGUGGAAUCCACAGAAGAACCCAGCAUUUUGCAGAUUAAGGGUAUGUGAUUACAGUCUACCUUUCUAGAGAUUUGAGACUUUCUUCCACCUGUUGAAAGGUACCUAGAGCUCUAUAGACAUGAUUAUGAGUGGAAGGUUCCAUGAUUUCAUCAGAUACAAAAAACAGAUCCUAGAGAAAUUAGGAAUUAUGUCCCCGUUGAGAAUGUUUGGAGGGUUUAUAAUAAAUAUCUCCAAGGAAACAUGAA